Molecule: messenger RNA, 1663 nt
Organism: Cydia fagiglandana
Lineage: Eukaryota; Metazoa; Arthropoda; Insecta; Lepidoptera; Tortricidae
Exons: 4
Coding region: 487-1017 (176 amino acids)
Molecular function (GO): protein binding
Source: RefSeq, a predicted model, not a curated record
CGGUCAUCCUCACAUUGACCGUAUAUCAUUUUCGCCCACGAGAAAGAUGCGGCGUGGUGUUAAAAAGUGACGGCUAUUUAACACCAUGUGGAUAAAGUUCUCCUUCAUAUCAUAUGCCUGCUGAACGGUUAGGAAAUAAAUAUAAAUAAUAAAAUUUAAUAAGGAUGUGCUCAAAACAACCUGUAGGCCUUUCUAGCAUAUUCUUUCUAGCAUUCUUCAGGCUUUUCUAGCAUAUUUUCAGUGACUACUUCCGACGUCGACUGUACUUAUUGUCGUUAAGACUUGUCUCGUGUGAACCUCGGAGUGCGCAUAAUGGUGCCAGCCAUCUAUUGACUGCAAUUCUCACACCUGAGGUAAUUCAGUAUAUUACCGUACUUUCCCUAGAAUACGUGUGUUUUGUGUGUCCCGAAUGUCUGAAACUGAACAGCUGUUUGCGGUCCAAGAUGUUUCAGUGAAGAAUCAGCCAGCAUCGUAGAGCUGGGGGUGAUGGAGAGCAUCAAAAAGUGGCUGCAGGAUCGAGGCACCAGGAAGGACGGUAUCUACGUGCACCACAGCCCGCCGAAACUGUUAGGCGCGGUGUCAGCAGCCCAACUCCGUCAACUGGCCCGCGGCGGGGCCGACGGCGGGCUGGAGCGCGCCGUGCUCGCGGGGCAGGGCCGGCGGCUUCUCUUGGAGGCCGAGCCGCUGCCCCUGCCCACUCAUAUAGCGGCCUUAGUCAACAAGUGUGAGGCGCUGCAUGAGGCUGUGGAGAAGGGCUCGCUGCUGGAACUGCAGGUACAACUGGAGCUUCUAGACGGCGAUUACAACCGCAAGAAAACAGUCACGUGCCGCGACGAGGCUGGAGCCGGACUGCUUCAUAAAGCUGUGUACUAUGACUACACGGACAUCGUCGAGUGGCUGGUCAACAACUACCCUCAGCUGGUCCAUCAGAGAGAUUCUGUAAGUACUGGUGGCCGAUUUGUGAAUUUCAAGCGCUCGAUUUCGUCACUCGAUAGUCUGUGGAAAACAGCGAAUUGAUAAUUUUGAAAUACGAGCAUUAGAUAUUGGGAAUCUGGUGGAAAGUGGUAUAGGCCACUCGUUUCAAUUCUAUUAGUAGAAUUUAAAUGCCUAGUAGUGGAGAAAAAUUGGAGUGAUAAUCACGAAAUCGAGCGCUCGAAAUACAAAAAUCGGCCCCUGUUCUUAAAUAAAUGGUAAAGCAGGCCACUGACGAGCCUUCCAAAUGGAUGCCGUUACAAUGGAUUCAUCCAAAUGGACGGCAUCCUAAUAUUAAACAUUGUAGGUUUUUGACAUUCACUGACCGAUUUUGGAUUGCAGCCACGCUAUUUGGACUGUUAGAAGACUCGUCAGUGGCCACCUUUACCAUUAGCUAAAUAAAUUGAAACACGGAAAACGGGCAUAGCUUGGGUAAACUCUACCACGCUGGCACUGACGGGCUAUUUUCAUCUGGUAAUGAUCCGCCCACGCCAGAUUCGACAGGUUGCCACGGAACUGCCGAAACGUGGUACCCUAAUGUGAACGUUGUGAAGGAAUGUUCCCCAAUGUACUGUGUGUAUAUUUUUCUAAACUUUGAAAAAGGCAUCGCAUAGCACCUAUUAUAUUAGUUUAGUUUAUAUUUGUAAUUUGGACCCGGGUAUGUCCUUAAACUACGUCCAAGACCACCGGU